AUGGCAGAAGAUGCUGGUGGAUGGAGCACUAUUGAGUCUGACGAGGGAGUAUUCACUUCAUUAGUGGAGAAUCUGGGUGUGAAAAACGUUCAAUUUGAAGAGCUCAUAUCUCUUGACACCGACACAAUAAGGUCGCUAAGCCCUGUGUACGGUGUCAUAUUCCUCUUCAAAUGGGUAAGAGGCCAAGCACCCCAGACCGAUGCCCCGGAAUAUGGCGCCUAUGACCCCUCCGCCACAGAAAACGGCCUCUUCUUCGCUGCGCAAACGAUUCAAAACGCCUGCGGCACCCAAGCGAUCCUCUCCGUAAUUCUAAACCAAGACGGUCCCACACCGGCCGACCCAACGGGCACGGGGAUCGAUAUUGGGCCUGAACUCCGCGAUUUCAAGGAAUUCACAACCGGAUUCCCGCCCGAUCUGCGCGGCGAGGCGUUGAGUAAUUCCGCCCAGAUCCGCGAUGCGCACAAUGCAUUCGCGCGCGCCUCGCCGUUUGUCGAUGAGACGUCGCGGCCCCCUGUUUCCGACGAAGAUGCGGAGCUAUACCACUUCAUCGCAUACACGCCAUUCAACGGGGUGCUCUAUGAGCUGGAUGGAUUACAGCCGUUUCCGAUCAGCCACGGAGAAUGCAGCGCGGCGGAUUUUCCGGAGAAGGUAAUCGACGCUGUGCGGAUACGCAUGACGCGAUAUGCGGAUAGCGAGAUCCGGUUUAAUUUGAUGGCGGUGGUCAAGGACCCGCGCAUCCGCGCGGCGGAGAUUGGGGACGUUGAAACGCUGGAGAGGGAAGAGAGGAAACGGCGGGGUUGGGCGUGGGAGAAUGCCCUGAGGAGGUGGAACUUUGUGGGAUUCAUCGGGGAAGUGCUGAAGGGAGUGGUUGGCAUGAAGGUGGAGAAGGGUGAGGGCGAGUAUGAGAAGUGGGUGAAGGACGCGACGGAUGCGACGGCGAAGAAGGCGAAUAUGCGCAGGGAAAGGGGCAAUGGGGGGGAGGAAUAG
Uncinocarpus reesii 1704 is the source of this 987-nucleotide messenger RNA. RefSeq lists its product as uncharacterized. Gene Ontology annotation, molecular function: cysteine-type deubiquitinase activity. Gene Ontology annotation, cellular component: cytoplasm. The record is from RefSeq and is a predicted model, not a curated record. NCBI's taxonomy places the organism in Eukaryota, Fungi, Ascomycota, Eurotiomycetes, Onygenales, Onygenaceae. The transcript has 3 exons. Gene Ontology annotation, biological process: ubiquitin-dependent protein catabolic process; protein deubiquitination. Bases 1 to 987 code for a protein of 328 amino acids.